ACUGUUAGAGAAAUUUUAACCUUCUCCUUGUCUUGAGUCUUGAAGUAAUUAUUAUACAAUCAACGCGAAAGUGAUAUAACCCUUACAACAUUAUUCAAUUCGAAGAAAUUUUACUUGAAAUUCAAAGUUUUACUAAGAAGCAGAAUUUUAUCAUUUAAAGCGAUGAUAAAAGACCCAUCUUUUUUGCCGUCUUUCCUUUAAAAUUUCGUAAUCAUGUGGAAUUCAAAAAUUAGUGAACGUGAUGAACCACACAUUAGAACUUACGCCGAGAUAUUAAAACAAAAACAGGAUGAUGAAGGAUAUCAAACAACAAGUUCAAUACGACAAGAUCGUGUUGAAAAUGAUAUACUGAAAUUAUAUAAAUUAAGUAAUGAACCUGUUUUAACAAGACAGAAACAUAUUCAGUUCUUAAAAAAAUCUUUGUUUCAUCUUACUGAAGCUUACCAGUGUUUAGAUUCUAGCAGACCAUGGCUCUGUUAUUGGAGUCUACAUUCUCUUCAAAUCCUAGGAGAACGUUUAGAAUAUGAUGAAUAUUCAAAAAUUAUUGGUUUUUUGGCCAAAUGUCAAUCACCAGAAGGUGGCUUUGGAGGAGGUCCAGGGCAGCAUCCUCAUUUAGCCUCUACAUAUGCAGCAAUAAAUGCUUUAUGUACUAUUGGUACUCCUCAAGCUUAUCAAGUAAUUGAUAGGAAAGGACUUAAACAAUUUUUAGCAUCUUUACAUGGAGAAGAUGGUUCUUUCAGUCUACAUAAAGAUGGAGAAACAGAUAUAAGAGGAAUAUAUUGUGCUCUUUCUGUAGCAAAACUGACAAAUGUAUAUACUCCUGAAAUAUUUAAGGGAAGUGAAAGUUGGAUAGCUAAAUGUCAAACAUGGGAAGGUGGUUUUGGUGGUUCUCCUGGCAUGGAAGCUCAUGGAGGAUAUGGAUUUUGUGGGUUAGCAGCACUUAUGCUUCUUGGAAAACCUCACUUCUGUUGUUUGAAAUCAUUUCUGAGGUGGAUAGUAAACAAACAAAUGCGUUUGGAAGGUGGAUUCCAGGGGCGUACAGAGAAACUAGUAGAUGGCUGUUAUUCAUUUUGGCAAGGUGGAGCCUUUCCAUUGAUUCAUACGAUUUUAAGUAUGGAGAACAAAGUGUUUAAUUCCGCAUAUUGGUUGUUUAAUCAAGAGGCCUUACAAGAAUAUUUAUUAAUCUGCUGCCAACAUCCUCAUGGGAGUCUUGUAGACAAGCCUGGAAAAAGUCAAGAUGUAUAUCAUACAUGUUAUGCACUUAGUGGAUUGUCAAUUGCACAGAAUUCUCCGUUGCCAUUGAUCAUUGGAUCGCCUAAUUUAAAUUUAGUGAAAAUAAUUCAUCCUUUGUAUAAUUUAGAAAAUUCUUGUGCAAUUAAUGCAUUGAAAUAUUUUAAUACGCUGCCGAUACCUGACUGAACAUACAUUUAAUAUUUAAAAUAAAUUGAUAGAAUAUAAAUACUUUUAUUUCAUCUUAGUAAGAAUUUCAAAGACAGAUUCUACUUUAUUUCACAUAAAAAUUGACCAACAGAUUGUAAAUAUAAGAUUAUUGAAUAAUAAAAGUAAUAAUAAUUAUAAA
Molecule: messenger RNA, 1579 nt
Organism: Bombus terrestris (buff-tailed bumblebee)
Lineage: Eukaryota; Metazoa; Arthropoda; Insecta; Hymenoptera; Apidae
Gene: Fntb
Product: protein farnesyltransferase subunit beta
Exons: 7
Coding region: 214-1419 (401 amino acids)
Biological process (GO): protein farnesylation
Cellular component (GO): protein farnesyltransferase complex
Molecular function (GO): protein farnesyltransferase activity
Source: RefSeq, a predicted model, not a curated record